Molecule: messenger RNA, 1833 nt
Organism: Abrus precatorius (Indian licorice)
Lineage: Eukaryota; Viridiplantae; Streptophyta; Magnoliopsida; Fabales; Fabaceae
Product: protein SSUH2 homolog
Exons: 7
Coding region: 168-1451 (427 amino acids)
Source: RefSeq, a predicted model, not a curated record
ACAACAAGUCAGCAUGCGGUGUAUUAACUACUGGGACCAUCCCAAUGAUCAAAUCAUAGCACCGUUUGACUCGCGUAAUUGUAUAAUCCACAAUUCUAUUUCCUUAAUGGCAAAGGUAAUAGCCAAUAUAUAAGUCACCGUAGUCUCUCAGAACUAUCUACAGCACCAUGGAGGAGCCUCUGCUAUCGGAGCAAAGAAGUGAAUCGGUUGAGAAGGAGAGUGGAAAAUGGGGCUCGUAUCAGUAUGUGGGUCGAACCGGUUCUGUGAUUCCUACUGCCUCAUUGGCUGGAACUGAGGUGAGUGUGGAUGAAAUAAGAUCUGCAGCUGCUGCUUCUUCUCCAGGUUACUAUCCCCCUUCCCUUCAUGGGGCUUUGGUUGGCUCACCUGAGCCUGAGCCUACAGAGCAAGCUCUUGUUUAUCAAGGUGGAUAUGGAGGGGAAUAUGGUCAGCCCGGACCUGAAUUCCAGAGGAAAGGCUUGGAUGAAGUAGAGAUACGACAAUUGCUCAUAGAUCAUGUUGGUCAUCAUUGCUGUUGGGGUAGUCGUCCUGCUCGAAGAUGGAAGAUUCAUGCAAUAGAAGACUGCAAUGUUUAUAUAGGAACUCUGGAUACAUUUAUAGAGGAAAGAGAGAUUAUAAAAGAGACAGAGCCAUACCCUGGUGGCAAUGUUGAUGGAAAGGAUAAUGGACCUGAACUUGGUGUUUGGGAAUUGGAUCUAAGGUCUCAGUUCCCUGUUCUAUUUAUGCCCUACAAAGAAGUGCGAGAAAAAAUUCCUCAUUCUGAAGUUCUUGAGAAAUGCUCAGUUUGUGCAGGACGAGGAAGUAUAGUCUGUGCUACAUGCAAUGCAGAACAAGAACCUGGAUAUUAUAAGGAAAAUCAGAUGACUCAAUGUCCUACUUGUUAUGGAAGGGGUUUGAUUGCUCAUAGAGAUGGUUCUGACACAGUAUGUGUGAAAUGUAAUGGUAAGGGAAAGAUUCCUUGCCUGACUUGUGAAUCUCGUGGACUAAUUAAGUGUGCAUUAUGUGAUGGAAGUGGUUCUCUUCUAGCACGCAAGUUGGCCAUUAUUAGAUGGAAGACACUUUCAACUCGGAAAGUAAAUGCAACUAGUGGAGCAGCAUCAGUGCCAAACGAGGUGUUCCAUAGAUCCAAAGGGGUUCAAUUGUGCAACACUCAGGCUUACCAAUGCACACCAGCCUUCUUUGCUGAUUCUUUUUUCCUCAACAAAUUCUCUUCUGAAGUGAUUGCAGAAAGAGCUCAAGUACCUGCCACUGCAAGGGUCAUAUGUGAGAGGCACACAAUCUCAGUUGUGCCGGUAACUCGGGUCACUAUGGCUCAUCGUCAGCGAUCCUUCAGUUUCUAUAUUAUAGGGUAUGGCAGAGAGGUGUAUUUAAAGGAUUACCCCUCUGGAUUUUGUUGGGGCUUGUGUCCUUGUUUGGAGUGGUUGAGGUUGUAGUGUUGGAACUUGUUAUCCUGGCAGCAUUGGGAAGUUGUAGGCUUCAUCAUUUCUGAGUUCUUUGUUUGUUCAGAUUUCUGUGUUUGAGGGUUGUGUGGAUGAACUUCAUCAUAUUAUCCGUUGGCUUGUAGUUGUAUGGAUCACAGCCAUGAGGUUAUAUUUUUAUGAAAUAAGGCUAAAUUCAAGUGGAGUGCAAGUGGUGAAUUCUUGAUGUUACUGUUAAUUAUUUAAAUAAAAGACAAUCUGCUCAGUUUUCUUUUAAUCAUCCAUUGGCUUGUUUGGAUUACUUUUCUAAGAUACCCAAGAAUAGUAGUGACACAAACAGCCUUUACAACAAUAGUGUACACUAUAUAUUCUUUGGCGGUUUGAUGUUAUUAAACUU